Molecule: messenger RNA, 531 nt
Organism: Halteromyces radiatus
Lineage: Eukaryota; Fungi; Mucoromycota; Mucoromycetes; Mucorales; Cunninghamellaceae
Product: Dbl homology domain-containing protein
Exons: 3
Biological process (GO): intracellular signal transduction
Molecular function (GO): guanyl-nucleotide exchange factor activity
Source: RefSeq, a predicted model, not a curated record
UAUAUGACACCUAUGCUUCGAGCAUCUCAAGAAAAAGAUCCGUUAGUGAAAUCCAAUGAUGUGCCUAUUCUAUUUCAUCAUUUACCAACAUUGAUAGGAUUAUCUAGCAGAAUCUUAGCUACUAGGACCUCUGCACCUGAUAAACGACCUAUGGAUUUCUUAGUUCCUUCUCUUGGUCAUCAAUGGUUACAAUUUCAAGAAGAAUGGGUGGUGUUUUUGAAAUAUGCUGUUCAUUUUGAAGUCAAUACCAAAUCAAUUAAAAGGGCUUGUACUAAUGGACUUUUAUUGAAAAUUGAACAGGAAAGUUUGACAAGAAGAGAUACCAAACGCAUGGGAAUGGCGGAUUACUUGAUUGCACCUAUUCAAAGAGUGCCUCGAUAUUGUUUGUUAUUGAAAGAUCUUUUAAAAUAUACCCCAACCACUCAUGAUGAUUAUUGGGAUUUGGUCAAAGUAUUUGACACCAUGACGGGAUUGGCUAGAGCAAUGAAUGAUACUCAAAAGUUACAUAGGCGCAAAACAACCAUGGCUUAG